AGGGCGAAUCUCUGUGCAGUAAUUCCAUCUUCUUCGAGAAACUAACUACAAAAUCUAAAACAAAAAAGCAAUCAAUUUCGUUCCACAGGCCACAGGGGAUAGCUGAUUCAGGAAAUGGCAGACCGUUUCUUUCCGAACGAAAUGCCUAAUUUCAUCCCAGAAACCGCAGCGGCAGAAAAGCUAGCGGAAAAAGCUCAAGACUCACUCACUAAGCUUCUACAUCUUCCUUACAAGAACGUCGCGGAGAAAAUACAAAAAUCUGCUUUGGUGCUUAAAGAAAAGAUUGUGGAGGAGACGUGGGUAGCUAAGGGGAAACGCGUGAGUGACUAUUCACUGUACACUGGGGCUCUGGGCACUGCUUUCUUGUUGUUUAAAGCUUACCAAGUUAGCAAAGACGGGAAUGAUCUUGCUUUGUGCUCUGAGAUAAUCAGUGCUUGUGAUCUUGCUUCUCGCGGUUCUGGGCGGGUCACAUUCAUAUGUGGGCAGGCGGGUGUAUGUGCCCUUGGUUCAGUUGUGGCAAUGCGCAUUGGCAAUGAGCGGUUAUGUGACCAUUACUUGGCACAAUUUAAGGAGAUUAAACUUCCCAAAGAUAUUCCAGAUGAAUUGCUUUAUGGGAGAGUAGGUUAUUUGUGGGCGUGUUCAUUUAUAAACAAAAAUAUUGGUCAAGGUACAAUAAGUUCAUCCAAAAUGCGAGCAGUAGUGGAUGAUGUUAUAAGAUCUGGCCGUAAAAUGGCGAAAGGGAGAUGCCCUUUGAUGUAUGAGUGGCAUGGGAAAAAAUACUGGGGGGCGGCCCAUGGUCUAGCUGGUAUUAUGCAUGUAUUGAUGGACGUGGAACUGAAACCGGAUGAGGUGGAGGAUAUCAAGUGCACCCUGCGUUUUAUGAUCAGGAACCGCUUUCCAAGCGGGAAUUACCGCUCAAGUGAAGGAAGUGAAUCAGAUCGUCUUGUGCAUUGGUGCCAUGGUGCUCCUGGCCUUGCUCUUACUCUUACAAAGGCAGCAAAGGUUUUUAACAGUGAGGAGUUUCUUCAAGCAGCUGUAGAUGCAGCUGAGGUGGUCUGGAAUCGGGGACUACUAAAACGAGUUGGUAUUUGUCACGGUAUCAGUGGGAACUCGUAUGUAUUUCUUGCACUUCACCGUUUAACAGGUAACAUGAAAUACUUGUACCGGGCAAAGGCAUUUGCUUGCUUUCUGCACAAUAGAGCUCAAACUCUUAUAUCAGAGGGAAUUAUGCAUGGCGGUGAUCGUCCAUACUCACUAUUCGAAGGCAUUGGGGGUAUGGCUUAUCUCUUUCUGGACAUGACAGAACCGCUUGACACAAGGUUCCCUGCUUAUGAACUUUAGUUCUAUGCAAAAUAUAAUGAAGUGUUUAUACUUGAUAUGACUGUCUUGUUAUCUAUUAGUGUCCCGAAAUGAUGUGAUGUUUAGUUUGUGUUUGUAAAUGAGACAGUUGAGGUUUUAGUGCACUUUUCGGCAACUGAUAUUUGUCUUUCUCAAA
Ipomoea triloba (trilobed morning glory) is the source of this 1495-nucleotide messenger RNA. Its product is annotated as lanC-like protein GCR2. Bases 115 to 1341 code for a protein of 408 amino acids. Gene Ontology annotation, cellular component: plasma membrane. Lineage: Eukaryota; Viridiplantae; Streptophyta; Magnoliopsida; Solanales; Convolvulaceae. The transcript is spliced from 6 exons. The record is from RefSeq and is a predicted model, not a curated record. Gene Ontology annotation, biological process: peptide modification; carbohydrate metabolic process.